Messenger RNA from Hylaeus anthracinus, 1869 nucleotides. RefSeq names its product peroxisomal membrane protein PMP34 (gene PMP34). Gene Ontology annotation, molecular function: NAD transmembrane transporter activity; AMP transmembrane transporter activity; ADP transmembrane transporter activity. Gene Ontology annotation, cellular component: peroxisomal membrane. The transcript has 9 exons. NCBI's taxonomy places the organism in Eukaryota, Metazoa, Arthropoda, Insecta, Hymenoptera, Colletidae. The coding region runs from base 524 to 1558 and encodes 344 amino acids. The record is from RefSeq and is a predicted model, not a curated record.
GUAUUAUCAGCCGUGGGGCUCUUCAUGGCUGAAGUAAUUUUAUCUGUCGCAUCUGCGUUACGAUAAAACGAGCUAAGACGUGGAACUGUGGCCUUCCGAUCCGCGACUCGAAACGCGUCAUUCCAAUCGGUGCUCGCGAUUGGAAUGCUCAGUUGUGCACUAUCCGCGUAAGAGGAAUGAGCGAAACGAGCCAGCCGCGUGUAUUGACGAAGGCCGUCUUCUCGUAACGACGCUAAACGUGAGUCGACACGUGGAUUUCUCUUCUCGACUACGUUACAACAUUUUUUCCUCGCCAGUGCAAGCGUACUACUCGUCGAGCGUGGACGUGAUCACUCGGCGUGCCACUCUCUCGGACAUCGCGCGGCUGAAUAAGCGUCGACAGUGUUCGCGAGUUCACAGAUGAAUAUAAGAACACGUGUCGCACAAUUUCUGCGAUGGGAAUCAACGAGAGUGUGAACUAACGUGAUUGCAGUCAUUAAUUGAAAAAGUUUCCAAAUCGCCGAGUUUGAACUACCUGAGGACAAUGGGAGGCGGAACGUAUAACAGAAGCGUUUUUACUUACGAAACGCUGGUGCAUGCCAUAUCAGGGGCUGCGGGUAGCGUCGUUGCAAUGGCAACGUUUUUUCCGUUGGAUACCGUGCGAAGCCGCUUGCAACGCUUCGCGAGUUCUAUAUUUAGCUUCCUACGCCCUAUCGGAAACGCUUUUACAAUGCACUCGCUGUACCGUCAAUUGUAUAACAGUCGCGCUUUUCUGCUUUUUUUUAUAGUCGAAGAUGGCCGAGAUUCGAAGAAUACACUCGCAAUGAUUCGCGAGCUCACCGAAAAGGAAGGACCGUACACCUUGUAUAGAGGGAUGGUACCCGUCCUCCAAAGCCUAUGCGCCAGUAAUUUCGUUUACUUCUACACGUUCCAUGGCUUGAAAAUGCUCAGAACCAGAAGAAAUCAGACGGCUGGAAACGAUUUGUUGGUCGCAUCGAUCGCAGGUGUUAUCAACGUUCUCACGACCACACCGUUAUGGGUGGUGAAUACGAGACUAAAGAUGAGAGGCAUCGGUCAAACGCCAGAGAGGAACAAUAACGAAUACAAUACGUUGUAUGAUGGCCUUAUUCACAUAUGGAAAUACGAAGGUCUGAGAAACCUUUGGGCAGGGACCUUGCCGAGUUUGAUGCUCGUCAUGAACCCAGCAAUUCAGUUUAUGACUUACGAGAGCAUCAAGAGACGGAUCAGCGCAUCCAUGGGUGGGUCGCAACCUCCUGCGUGGAUGUUCUUCGCUAUCGGCGCCAUAGCGAAGACGGUCGCCACUGGGCUCACUUAUCCGUUGCAGUUGGUUCAAUCGAAACUCAGGCAUGGUCACAAAUACCCAACCCUUCCACCAAAUGCUGGUACACUGGAAAUUCUCCUCUACAUUUUGAAAAAACAAGGGAUAGCAGGGUUAUACAAAGGAAUGGAAGCCAAGUUACUGCAAACCGUUCUAACAGCGGCGCUCAUGUUCUUGGCUUACGAGAACAUUUCGAGAUUCGUUUUCCGUGUUCUCUUGCACAGGCCCAUCUUGAGAUAAUUAUUUUUCAUUCUUUGAACAGUAUUACUCGUUGAUUAGGUCCCCGUGCCAAGUUUGAUUUAUUACGGUAGAUUCAGGGUAUAUAAAUAUGUACGAUUUACGAAGCAAAACAGUGUUUCCAUGAAAUGUAACGAGAAAAUUAUGUGUUAAAACGUUCAGAUUCGAUUCAUCGUUAACCCUUUGUUAUUAUACAAAUCUUUGUACGCUAACAACUACUAUGUCAUAACUAGAUACGUAUAGAUUCAAAGAAAUGUUCAUAAAUGUAAAUUUUUCUGCUUACUUUUCAAUUAAAACGAAAUUUGUUAACGUAA